AUGUUUCUAAAUGCUGCCUUUUCAAUUUUCAAUAAUUUGUUGGUCAUUUUGGUGACUAUGAAAUAUCCAAACCUUCGCAAUCCUAUCAAUAUUUUUAUUCUCAACCUCUCAUUUUCCGAUCUGUUAAUCACACUGUGUGGGACCACCAUUGUGAUUAGUACCAAUUACCAUGGAUAUUUUUACCUGGGUGAAAAAUUCUGUAUUUUCCAGGGCUUUGCUGUCAACUACUUUGGAAUUGUAUCACUUUGGUCUCUGACCAUCUUAGCCUAUGAAAGAUACAAUGUGGUGUGUGAGCCAAUCGGAGCUCUGAAGCUCAGUACACAAAGGGGUUACCAAGGAUUAGCUUUUAUUUGGCUGUUCUGUCUAAUUUGGGCAAUAGCACCUCUGUUUGGCUGGAGUUCCUAUGGUCUUGAAGGUGUUCAAACUUCUUGCUCCAUUGGAUGGGAAGAGAGAUCCUGGAGUAACUAUAGCUACCUGAUUACAUACUUUCUGACAUGCUUCAUUAUUCCUGUUGCCAUUAUUGGAUUCUCAUAUGGAAGCAUUCUCCGUUCGCUGCAUAAGGUGAAAAUAGAAGAGCAGGGAGGAAGGAGUAACAAAGAAGAAGAGCUCCGGGUUGUGGUUAUGGUGUUGUUUAUGGUUAUUGCUUUUCUGAUCUGCUGGCUUCCAUACACCAUUUUUGCUCUUAUUGUUGUCAUUAACCCAACACUCUACAUUUCUCCUCUUGCUGCAACUCUGCCUACAUACUUUGCCAAGACCAGUCCUGUCUACAACCCAAUUAUCUACAUAUUUUUAAAUAAACAGGUAAGGAGUUGA
Molecule: messenger RNA, 813 nt
Organism: Staurois parvus
Lineage: Eukaryota; Metazoa; Chordata; Amphibia; Anura; Ranidae
Source: the annotation of a GenBank genome assembly